AUGUCCGCACCUGGCAGCCGUCGCCAGACCAUGGAGGGCGCAGCACUUCUGACCGGCGCUCAGCCGGGUUCUCAGGCCGUCUCUCAAGCCGGCUCUCGUGCCGUUUCCCCCUCGCACGCCCAACCCCAGAAGGCCCGCAGCGGUCAGCGUGAGUUGACCGUGGCUGAGCGCAUCGGCAAGCGCGUCGAUCUGCCCAUUGAGGCCUACACGAUGGUGAGAUCUGGUCUCGACCACUUCAAAGUUCAAACAGCUUACGAGACGCAGACAAGCAAGUCGGAGACGGUCUUCGCUCGCCGACCCGGCUACAAUAACGACCCGUCCGCCAAGAACAUCCAGGUUCAGCUGAACGUCUUUCCUGUUAUGCACUGGCCGCGGAAGGACGUCAAGCAGUACGACUUUGACUUCAAGACAGCAGACCGUGUUGACCGCAACACUGCCAAGCUGCUCUGGAACUGUGAGGCAAUCAAGGCCUUCCGAAAGCAGUGCGGAGGCCAGUGGCUCUUUGACGGCACCAAGCUGGCAUGGUCCUCUGAGGAGAUCCCUCAUAAGGAGGCACGGUUCGAGGUCGACCUUGACCAGGAGCAGAACCGCCAGCCUGGUCGCAAGCCUAUGAAGUUCCGAGUCCGCAUCUUGGAGACCAAGACCAUUCGCAUGGAGUAUCUCAAGGCGUACGUCGACCAGAAGGUCGCCUUCGACAACACAGUCCUCGAAUGCAUGAACUUUCUCGACCAUGCCUUGAGACAGACGCCUUCCGAGACGUUCCUGCUCAUCAAACGCCAGUUUUACUCGACCACGGGUAACAAGUUCCGCCUUGGAAAUUACCUCGAGGUCAUGAAGGGAACCUACUCUGCUUUUCGUCUCUGCAAUUCUAUCCCAGCUGGUGGCACUGGCUUGGGCCUAAACGUGGACAUCACAAACACUGCUUUCAUUGGCGAGUUGUCCUUGCUGGAGCUCAUACAGCGGAUGAUCAAUUCACACAAGCGCGACUGGAGCACCAUGGAUCUGAAUACAAUGGUCAGAGCGCUGAAGCCUACCCAGGAAAACAACGGCAGCUUGGGUCCUUCAGAGCCCUUUGCACUCAUGCGUCGACUCCAAAGAGUCAAAGUCUCGGUGAGGCAUCGGGGUAGCCAGGAGAACCCCCCACUCAUGACAAUCAAGCGUCUCGUCUUCAAUGAGCGCAAUGGGCCUGAAGGGUCUCACUCAAAGAAUUGCACCUUCAAACUCAACAGUCCCGACGGUCAAUCGCGGAAUAUCUCCGUGUACGACUACUUUCUUGAGAAGUACAAACUCCGCCUCCGCUGGCCAUUCCUGCCCCUCAUCGAGACCAUGAAGGGCGAGAUGGUUCCCAUCGAGUGCUGCUGGGUGGCGCCCAAUCAACGCUAUGCCCCAAAGCUGGAUCCUGAUCAGACUGCACAGAUGAUCAAGGUCGCCGUGACAAGGCCUGACCGCCGUAAGGCCGACAUCAUGGACGGUGUGCGCCAGCUGAACUGGCCGGCUGAUCCCGUCCUGAAGGCUUUUGACGUUCGAGUGAACCCUGAAAUGGCCAUUACAAAGGCGAAGCUCAUCCAGAACCCGAAGAUUACAUUUGGCAACGCUGCCAUCGACCCCGGCAUGAGUGGUCGUUGGGAUCUGCGCGGAAAGAAGCUGCUGGAGCCGAACAAGGUGCCGCUCACUUCGUGGGGCAUGUUUGCCAUCGGCAAUGCUUGCCAGAAGAACGAGCUGGAGGCUUUCGCGCAGCAGUUUUGCCAGGUCUAUCGUGGCCACGGUGGCAACAUCCAGAAGGCACCGUUUCUGGACGUCAUUCCGUUCUCCCAUGGCAACUACAGUCAAAUCUGCGAGCAUGCUUACAUGUCCACGGGUAAACACAACAAGGCCACACCCCAGAUGAUCUUCUACAUCUUGAGCGACAAGAACCAGCUUGUCUAUAACCGCAUCAAGAAGUCCAUGGACUGCAGAUACGCUGUCGUGUCUCAGUGUCUCCAGGGCCUACAUGUCAAGAAGAAUCAAGCCCAAUACCACAGCAAUGUGUGUAUGAAAGUCAACGCCAAGCUUGGAGGCGUGACUUGCAAGAUCGCUGGUCCUCAACCCACCACUCCGCCCUUUUUCCAGGUGCCAACCAUGAUCAUUGGUGCCGACGUCUCGCACGCGAGCCCAGGCAGCAGCACAGCAUCAAUGGCAGCCAUGACCAUGUCGAUGGACAAGCACGCGACACGUUACACAGCCGCCUGCGAGACCAAUGGGAUCAGGCGCGAGAUCAUUGACCCAGGUCUCAUCCACGGCAAUUUGGCCAAGCUCCUGCGCCUCUGGGUCAAGAACAACGGUUGCAGUCCCAAGCACCUCUAUUAUUUCCGUGAUGGCGUUGCGGACGGUCAAUUCCAGUUCGUCAUUGACCGCGAGGUCAAAGAAAUCAAGCGCAUGUUCAGAAACGAGAAGCUUGCUGAGCCCAUGGUCACGGUGGUCAUUGCCACGAAGCGACAUCACAUCCGCUUCUUCCCAAAGCCCGGAGACAAGAGUUCUGCGGACCGCAACAGCAAUCCUUUGCCCGGCACUGUAGUCGAGCACACCGCAACUCACCCACACCACUAUGACUUCUAUCUUUGCAGCCAUGUGGCCAUCCAGGGAACCGCUCGUCCUGUGCAUUACAUCGUCAUCUACGACGAGGCGAAGGUCGAACCUGGCAAGCUUCAGAAGAUGAUCUACCAGCAAUGCUACCAGUAUUGUCGCAGUACGACUCCAGUGUCCAUCCACCCGGCAGUCUACUACUCACACCUGGCGGCUGAGCGUGCCACGAGCCACGAGAAUCUCGCUUCCAGCCAGCGCGAGAUGAUGUCUGGCAAGGCAGGCUUCCCGAUUGGCAAGACAGAUUCCGAGAUCUAUGGCAGUAACCCUCCGGAGCCUUCGCCUCUACUGCCGAUGUCAAGCGGCGACGCCAAGCCCGAGUCAAUUCAGCACAUCAACACCACCAUGUGGUACAUCUGAGUACUGCGCUUCCUGUGGCUGAGAUGGCUAAGCAAAGCUGUCCCCGUGGACCGGCGGGUGCACUGUCAGUUUGCACAUGGGAACAAGGAUCAGCUAGGGAUGUUUGCGAUUGCUCCUCUUAGUCGGUAGAUAGGAAUCAGGACAUGCCGAUUAACUGCUUCGGCGAUGAGCAGUCUGCAAUUAGCGAGGCUUAGGGGCAUUCGCCGUGGACACCUUUGAGGGCAGGCCGGGCGAUCA
Molecule: messenger RNA, 3216 nt
Organism: Microdochium trichocladiopsis
Lineage: Eukaryota; Fungi; Ascomycota; Sordariomycetes; Xylariales; Microdochiaceae
Product: Piwi domain-containing protein
Exons: 7
Coding region: 1-2979 (992 amino acids)
Molecular function (GO): RNA binding; protein binding
Source: RefSeq, a predicted model, not a curated record